AUGCGGCCGGUGCCCAGUCCGGUGUGGCCGGACUCCAGUCCGGUGAUCGAGCUGGCGUCCAGUCCGGUGAUGGAGCUGGCGUCCGGUGAUCGAGCCGGCGUCCAGUCCGGUGAUCGAGCCGGCAUCCAGUCUGGUGUCCGGUCCGGCGUCCAGUACGGUGUCCUGUCCGGCGUCCCAGCCGCCAAGAACGAACGUGUUGCCCUUGACCUUAGCCAGAAGGUAAGAGUGUUCUGCUGGGUAUUGACAAUGCCCAAACACUUGCAGUCCAGAACCAAGCAUGUUCGAGCCACAUCUGCCAAACACUGCAACAAAGUCCUGUACAUGAUCUCAGAAGAGACAGAUUUCCCCACAGUAGGGCUCAACAUCUCAGAAGGACGGAGUCAUCUCUAUUGGAAGACCAUAGGGGCCUUCCAGUACAUUCAUGCGCACCAUAUGGACAAUGCUGAUUGGUUCCUCAAAGCCAAUGAUGACACGUUUGUUGUCCUGGAGAAUUUGCGCUACAGCCUGUCAAAGCACAGUUCAGAGGAACCGUUGUAUUUUGGAUGUAGGUUCACACCUUUUGACUUUUGUAGUGGAGGGGCUGGGUACAUUCUUAGCAAAGAGGCUUUGAGGAGAUUCGUAAAGGGUUUUGCUGAUGGACUUUGCAAACACACCACAACACUGGAGGAUAUCGUAAUGGGGAAAUGUAUGGAGAAGAUGGAGUUAAAACGUGAUUCCAGGGAUGUGUUGGGGAGACAGACCUUUCACCCUUACCCUCCUGACUACUACCUUCUUAGACAACCACCCAGACCACGACCCUGGUAUCUCCUCUAUGAUCAUUAUAAACCCGUUGAGGGGCCUGGAUGCUGUUCAGAUUUAGCCAUUUCUUUUCACUACAUAAAUACAGCAAAAAUGUACAUAUUAGAGUACUACACCCAUCACUUGCGCCCAUAUGGAUAUAAAUACAAAAAUGACCCAGAUGAAUAG
Molecule: messenger RNA, 966 nt
Organism: Triplophysa rosa
Lineage: Eukaryota; Metazoa; Chordata; Actinopteri; Cypriniformes; Nemacheilidae
Gene: c1galt1a
Product: core 1 synthase, glycoprotein-N-acetylgalactosamine 3-beta-galactosyltransferase 1a
Cellular component (GO): membrane
Molecular function (GO): N-acetylgalactosaminide beta-1,3-galactosyltransferase activity
Source: RefSeq, a predicted model, not a curated record